This is a messenger RNA of Ziziphus jujuba (common jujube), 2132 nucleotides long. RefSeq names its product cytochrome P450 78A5. Bases 191 to 1789 code for a protein of 532 amino acids. The record is from RefSeq and is a predicted model, not a curated record. The transcript is spliced from 2 exons. Lineage: Eukaryota; Viridiplantae; Streptophyta; Magnoliopsida; Rosales; Rhamnaceae. Gene Ontology annotation, molecular function: iron ion binding; monooxygenase activity; oxidoreductase activity, acting on paired donors, with incorporation or reduction of molecular oxygen.
CACCUCAUCUCAACCAUCUUUUUCUCUUUAUUCACUCUCUCUCUCUCUCUCUCUCUCUUUCUCUCUCUCUUUCUGAGCUUUUUCAUUUUUUUCAUCUCCCUCUUCUUUUUCUUAGAAAACAAACCCAAAAAAAAAAAAAAAAAAUUAAAUACAUAAAUUAAAAAAAAUAAAAAAAGUAAAAAUCCAAAAAAUGUUGUGGGAGUCUUGUUAUCUUUUCAUACCAAGAACUGGGUUUUCCUCAGUUCAAAGCUUCGAAAUCUUUUUCUCUCUCCUCCUGUUCGUUUCCAUCAUAUCUUUCUGUUUCUCUCCCGGAGGUCUUGCUUGGUCUCUGUCCAAAUCUCGAGUCCAAGUCAAGACUCGAACCGCCAUUCCCGGACCUUCUGGUCUUCCUCUUCUCGGUUCGGUUUUUGCUUUCACAGGCUCUUUAACUCACAGAGUUCUUGCCAAGCUUGUUAAAACUCACAAAGCCAAGUCAUUAAUGGCAUUCUCUGUUGGUUUCACUCGUUUCGCUAUCUCGAGUCAGCCCGAAACAGCAAAAGAGCUUCUAAACAACUCCGCUUUUGCCGAUCGACCCGUUAAGGAAUCGGCUUACGAGCUUCUCUUCCACAGAGCAAUGGGUUUUGCUCCUUUUGGAGAUUACUGGAGAAAACUAAGGAGAAUCUCAGCUACCCAUUUGUUCAGCCCAAAGAGAAUCGCUUCUUUGGCCGGUUUUCGGGGAGAUAUUGGUAUGAAAAUGGUUGAAAAAAUGAAGGAGUUGAUGGAGAGAAAUGGAGAGGUUGAAGUUAGGAAGGUUUUGCAUUUUGGGUCUUUGAAUAAUGUUAUGAUGAGUGUGUUUGGAAAAAGCUAUGAGUUUGGUGAUGAGGAUGAUCAUGAAGGAAUUGAGCUUGAUGGGUUAGUGAAGGAAGGGUAUGAUUUGCUUGGGAUUUUCAAUUGGAGUGAUCAUUUUCCUUUACUGGGUUUCUUGGAUUUGCAAGGGGUGAGGAAAAGAUGCAAGAAACUGGUUCUCAAAGUGAAUGAUUUUGUUGGCAAAAUCAUUGAAGAACAUAGGGCGAAAAGGGGUAGUAAUCAGAAUGUAAGAAGGAACUUUGUUGGUGGUGCUGGUGAUGAGAACGGUGAUUUUGUUGAUGUUUUGCUUGAUUUAGGGAAGGAAAAUGGAUUCACUGAUUCUGAUAUGAUUGCUGUUUUGUGGGAAAUGAUUUUCAGAGGGACUGAUACAGUUGCAAUCCUCUUGGAGUGGAUACUUGCAAGAAUGAUUCUCCAUCCGGAAAUUCAAACCAAGGCACAGUUGGAAAUUGACACCGUCGUCGGUAAUCACCGAUCGGUUUCGGAUUUGGACCUCCCUAACCUCCCUUACAUCCAAGCCAUAGUGAAAGAAACACUUAGAAUGCACCCACCAGGUCCACUCCUCUCAUGGGCUAGGCUUGCCAUCCAUGACACACAUAUAAGCGACCACUUCAUUCCGGCUGGCACGACCGCCAUUGUUAAUAUGUGGUCGAUAACUCACGACGAGCAGAUCUGGUCCGAACCGAAUGAGUUCAACCCGGAAAGAUUCAUCAAGGAAGAUGUAUCCAUUUUGGGGUCCGAUCUCAGGUUAGCUCCUUUUGGUUCUGGAAGAAGGGUUUGUCCUGGUAAAGCUAUGGGAUUAGCUACUGUUGAGCUUUGGGUUGCUCAGUUGCUUCAGAGCUUCAAAUGGACGCCUUCAAAUUCUGGGGUUGAUUUGUCUGAGAUCUUGAAACUUUCCAUGGAGAUGAAGCACUGUUUGGUUUGCAAGACUUUUCCUAGGGUUUAAAUUCCUAAAUUUCUUCUUUGUUUGGCUUUUGUUUGUUGUUGUUAUAAUCCAUGAUUUUGCGAUCUUGCUAUUUGGGGAUUUGGGGUCAUAUCAUCUUGUAUGAUCACUCUUUAUCUGGCUGCUGGUUGGGGUUUGGUUUUAGGUAUAAAAAAGGGUUCUCCAGUAUGUAUACUUUUACAUGAAAACCUAGAACUGUUAUUUUGUUUAAUUAGCAAGAAGUUUGGGUUUUGUUGUGGGAAUGCUAGGUUGUUAUAAUAUGGUGUUUUGAGUGGCAGUGGAAGUUUUUGUUUAAAUGUAAAAUAUUUUAAUUUUUAUCUUUUAAUGGUAAGUUCUGUUUUCAAUA